AUGUCAUACUCAGGCAAUCAACCAAAUUGGAAUCGUGAUACAGCACAACAGUCAGGUUCCUCAUCAAUGAAAGGUUCAGAAGAUGUUGGUAUUAGUGGUCAAUCAGGUAGUUUUUAUGAAUCAGGUGGUCAAAGAUAUGGAGGAUCAAGUGAUCAAGGAUAUGGAGGAUCAAGUGGUCAAAGAUAUGGAGGAUCAAGUGAUCAAGGAUAUGGAGGAUCAAGUGGUCAAAGAUAUGAAGGAUCAAGUAAUCAAGGAUAUGGAGGAUCAAGUGGUCAAAGAUAUGGAGGAUCAAGUGAUCAAGGAUAUGGAGGAUCAAGUAAUCAAGGAUAUGGAGGAUUAAGUGGUCAAAGAUAUGAAGGAUCAAGUGAUACUGGUAUUUCAAAUAAAGCUGGUCAAAGUGGAAUGGGUACUAAUCGUGAUAUCGAUUCGGAUAUUGGUGGAUCAUCUCGUCAAGAUGGUAGCUCAGGUGGUUAUGGCGACAGCCGUCAACGUCAAUGA
This is a messenger RNA of Rotaria sp. Silwood2, 498 nucleotides long. The record is from the annotation of a GenBank genome assembly. NCBI's taxonomy places the organism in Eukaryota, Metazoa, Rotifera, Eurotatoria, Philodinida, Philodinidae.